CCGCCGCCGCAGACAAUGGCCGCCCCCGCCCCCCCGCGCCGCGGCGAGCCCCUGCUGCCGGCGCAGCUUUGCCGGAGCCAUUCACUUGCGACCGAUUGCGAUCGCGGCAGAUGGGCUGGAUCUGACAGCCCCGCUCCUCCGCGGGGCCGGGGGCGGAGGGGCCCGGCCGCCGCGCUCCCCGCCCCGCCGAAAGUGCCACCCCGGGCGCCCGCCCGCCCUCCCCAGGCACAUGUGCCGCGUCCCGCGGCGGCAGCGGGAGCGGGAGGAGAAGCCGCCGCGGCGGAACAAAGCGGAAGAGGCGAGCGGCGGCGGCGGGGCGGCCGGCCCGGGGGGCGGCGGCCGCUCUGCCCGGGCGGGGGCCGGCGGCGGCGGGGGGCUCCCCGGCCCGCCGGGACGCGCUGCCGCCGCCCGCCGCAGCAUGCCCCACCGCCGAGCAGGGAGAAGCUGUCUGUGGCUCGGCUGCAGCGAGAAGUUGCACAAAGUAAGAGUGAAGGAGCAAUGCGUGAGAAGCUGAUACAUGAGUUGGAGGAAGAAAGACAUUUGAGACUUGAGAGUGAAAAAAGAUUACGGGAGGUGACCCUGGAGUCGGAGCGUAGCAGAGCUCAGAUGCGUGGGCUGCAAGAACAGUUUUCCAGAAUGGAGGAGACAGUGAGAAAUCUGCUAGAGAGCCAAGGAUCCCCAGGCCAGCAUGGAGAAGGAACUGUCAAUAUCAUGAAGGUAUAUCAGGAAAAGCUGUCAGAAGACAGCAGAAAAUGUAAAGAAGGCAUGGAAAAAAAUCACACACCAGCAGAUGAAGAUUCAAGAAGUGAAAGCAGCAGCACUGAAGAGGAAAAGGAAAGGACAAAAUUGCUAUUGGAGCGUUUGAAAGCUCUGGAGGCAGAGAAUUCAGCGCUGGCUCUGGAAAAUGAAAAUCAGAGAGAACAGUAUGAAAGAUGUCUUGAUGAGGUAGCUAAUCAGGUUGUUCAGGCUCUACUUACUCAAAAGGAUCUGAGGGAGGAAUGUAUAAAGCUGAAAAUGAGAGUUUUUGAUUUGGAACAACAGAAUCGAACAUUAAGUGUGCUUUUCCAGCAAAAAGUCAAACCAGCUUCUGACCUUCUUCUUCAGAAACUCCAUUCACGCAUCUUAGACCUCUCAUCUGGGGAUUUGCUUUCAGAAGUAGAAAGAAACAGAAGCCUGAUGCAAUCUCGAACUGCUGAUGCUCAGAUUCACGAAUGCCAGCAGAAUGUGAAAUCCAGUAUACCCGUCUUGAAAUGCCAGAGUCAAUUAAAUAUGACAGGUCCUAUCCGCCUGUAUCCCCGGAGCAGCUGCAGUAGCAGUGAACUCUCCCUCUCAAGUGCUUGCAGUGAAUAUUCCAGUGGUUCCUCAUACACUUGGAAUGAUGGAAAGAUAUGCAGCAAAAGGUUAUCCGUGAGCUGGGAUAAAAGAGUAAGCAUUGGUUCUUCGCUCCCGAGCAACCUCUCAAGUCCUGCAGAUGAUCUACCUCCAACUCGUAUAAAGGAAAACCAUAUCUUAGAAGGGCUAAAAAAAUUACAGAAGCAAAAAGUAUUACUUGAAUCACCUUCAGUAAUAUCAAAGUGGGGUUACAAAGACUGUAUGAACUCUAAUGAAGGAAUAUAUUCCCCUGGAGUUAAAUGUGGCAGCCAUAAUGAACAGACUCAUUGUAAGCCCAUGGAAAUAGGAAGUAUUUGCAUUGAACAUAGCAAAACUUUCUCUUACGAUUCAGAUUUGCAUGAUGAUGCAGAUGAUGACUCUUCAUCCUUACUGUUGCUGCAGGAAGCACCAAGCAAAGACUGCAGGACCUGCUGUAACAAAUUAACUCACAGUGUUUCUGACAGUCUCUUUGACUGGGAUCCUAAUAGGAAACACUUGCCAGAAAGAAGUUCAUAUUUUAAUUCGAAGGAAAGACCUGAAAAAUUGACUAGUUUUGUCAGCGGAUUUCAGGCAGAAUUAAAAUCAUGCACCAGAGCAAAGCUGCCUGAGUUAGAGUUAAAUCAAAGCCAUGCUAAUAUAGGCUGGAAGGACCUUAAUUUUCAGCUUUCAGACACUGAUGACAAUGAAGUGUUGGAUGAAUUGCAUAUAGAAAGCAGUGAUGAGAAAAGUCCAUCAGAUUUAUUAGCAACUCCUUUUACUGAGAAGUACACAAAGACAUCUGACGUGCUCAAAGUCAUGGAGAAUUCUCAGUUUGUAUCUACUGACAAAGAGGAAAACCAGACAUCUUCUCACUCAGACAUUAGGCCAAAGACAUGUAAUUUCAUUAAACAACAAAAGGUUAUAAAAAAGACCUCUUCUGAAGAGUGCAUUACGGUAAUAUUUGAUGCUGAGGAUGGUGAGCCUAUUGAAUUCAGCUCACAUCAAACUGGAGUUGUCACUGUAACAAGAAAUGAAAUUUCAAUCAACCAGCCACAAACUGCAUCCAGUGCAGAAUAUACUGAACUUAUACCUCAGGGAAUAACUGACUUGCUGACGGAAACCAGUGCUAGAAACUACACUGCUUUAGAAAGACCUGAAGAUGAAACCGAGAAAAAGGUUCUUGAAGAUAAUACAGGGAAGAAAAAUACAGUUGUCCCCAUGACCUGCAGUGAAUCUUCACGCUGUGGAAAAGUGACACUGCAAAAUACUCCACGACAAAAACUAGUGAAGCCAGUGUAUGAUGUGUCAUACAAGGCAAAUUCAAGCUCCACUGCACAUGCAGGAAUCAAUCAAAAGCCAAACUUGACUAAAAUACCCAGCAGAGGUAAAUUUUCUCCACAAAAAAUUGCAGUGACGGAGAGCAAGGAGACACCUGUAGCUCAAUCAGUGGGCCCUGCAACCCUUGAAAAAUCACCUGCUCUGCCACCUGUAAAGCUUUCAAGAUUCAAAAAGGCACAAAGUCCACCUCGUAACUUUGACUCAAAAGCUGACUUUCAGGUUCCAAAGCCCCCUGUCUGCCCUCUGCCUGGCUUGAAACGUCCAGGCAGAGGCGAUGGGCCAAAGUGUCCAAAGAGCCAGAGUCCAGCAUCACCACUGUUGCCUCAGCACCUUAUAGAGCCUAGUGACUAUGGAGAACCCCCAACCAGAGACUUCCAUUGUGAUUUAGCAACUGUAGAAGCCCGAUCACCAUCCCCACCCAUUCCUCCAGGCAGGUCAACAUCCCUGUUGAUUCGGCCUAAUUAUGCUUAUUCACCACCUGUAGCAGUAAAGUUAGGAGGAGCUGGUCCCAGUGAAAAUGCAAAAAAUGUACUGAAAUCAUCACCGUUAAAAGGAACUGUGAACUCUGGCUUUCAUAAUCAAUCUAGUCAUGAAAUGCAAGCAAAAAAUAUAUCUUCUGGGGCCAAAAUUGAAUUAUCUUACCUUCAAGAAAAUGCAGAAGCAAUUAUGCAAAAUAAAUGUGUAUCUCAGCAACCCCAUAGUGCAUGCCAAGGACUUUCCAAAGUUUCUGUGAAGCAAGUCUGCCCAAAAAGCCCUAAUCAGCUGGGUCUCCACAGGAAUCAUGAAUUUUCCAACACAGAUUUUCAAACAACCAGGUCCUUUUCUCUGGGUUGUCCGUCAUUGGAAACCACUUCAUCACAAGAUGCAUAUUCCAGCAAAAAAGAUAUUUCCAGUGACAGUGGGGUAGAUCAGCCACAAAAGAUGCCAAGCAUUCUCCCCACAACUCCUCAGUGUCAUACAACAAGCACAAGUGAGCCGUUACUAUCUCAGGUGAACAAUUCCCCAUUGUCAACACUGAUUCAUGGUACUGAUGCUCCACAUGCUACCCAAAACUCUAAUGAGAAAGGAAUGAAAACCCGUCUCCCUGUAGGCCUGAAAUUAUUUGUCAAAUCUCCCCAACUUCUCCGAAAGAGCUCUACUGUACCAGGGAAGCAGGAAAAAGACAGUAUAAAUGCAGCUUCCAAAAGUAACGUGAGUUCAAGUAAGUACAGGCAAAAUGAAUCUAUAUGCAUAACCUCCCGAAGUGCAAUGGAUGCUGAAUUAAAAGACUCUAAGUCUGAUACUGAAAUCAAAAAUCAUCUUACUGUGGGACUUGGUAUGGAUACAGCGUCACCUCAUUCACAUGAAAACUGCAGCUUGGUGGUAGACAGAGUAGAUGGAUUAGAAAACAGAUUAGUUAAGAGAUCUGUUUCUUCUAGCAACAAGUCUCACUUGAAACCAGCUCUGGGCAUGAAUGGAGCAAAAGCUCGUAGUCAGAGUUUUAGCAUUCAUACAGGGGAAAAGGCAUCUACCCCCGUGACAGAAGGUCUUGGAAAAGUACGAACUCAGAUUAUUACAAACACUUCUGAUAGAGGAAAUUCUUUAACAAGGCAGAACUCAGCCAUGGAAGGACUUCAAAUCAAAGCCGUUCCUGGGUCAGCAGUGACACCAGAGACUCUUUCAUAUACUCCUAAAACCACAGAGAAUUCUUAUUCUAGACAAGGUUCUCUUGGAAAUAUGAGCAGUUGCAAUAGCCAGCAUGGAAGCCCGAGCAAAUUGCCCUUCAGAUCAUCUCCAAAAGCAGACUCGUUUCAUAACACUUCAAGAUGUGAUGGUAACAAACCAUUUUCUCAGAAAGAUGCACGCAGUCUAUCUGUCCAGAGUGAGAAAAGCACUGAAAGUUUUAAACAUGAAGCUGUAAGUAAAAAAAGUGUUCUGCCAGCAGAAUUGGAGUUAGAAGCGUCAGCUACUGUAUCCUCCAAACAAAUUUCAUCAUUUCAAAGCUCAGAUGGAAUAAAAUGUCCUCAUAAACUCGAAGUGACAAAGUCACGUAGACAGCAAAUGUCUUUAAAAUUAGCGGAAACCUCUGAGAAGGUUACCCAUGUUUUGAGUUCACCGGCUCUGCAACCUACAAUAGAGGAGAAAGUCAUGUUAUGCAUCCAAGAAAAUGUGCAAAAGGGUCAGGGACAAACCAAAUCUCCCACUGUGGAGACUAAGCAAAAGACUGGGCCUUCUAUAGCUAGUUGGUUUGGCUUUCGAAAGAGCAAGCUCCCAGCACUGAGUAGCAGGAAAGCUGAUGUUCCUAAAACAAAGGUAGAAAAAAAAGAUGUAAAAGUUUCAGGAUUUGGAAUUAAGCAGGCAAAAUUAGAGAGAAGAAAAGAAAAAAAGAAAACUGAACAACACUGUGAAAUAGAAAAUGAAAUUAACAGGAAAACAGACAACAGUGACAUUUUAGCUGAUGUCAUGGAGAGCAAAAUUACGAAACCUUCACAAGACAUGCCUGGUGAGAUUGAGUGUGAACAAGUCAAAGGUUCCGCCACGGCUACAUACUCACCAAAAGACAGUUUUAUGAAAGAGCUUUUAAACAGAGUUGAUAAGAAAGCAGCUCAGCAGACAGAAAGUGGAUCAAAUAAUGUUUCCUACAGGAGUGUGUCGAAGGGCAGCUCCCAGGGCUCCUCUCUUCACAGCAACUCUAUCAGCGCUCAAGGAAACCACAAGAAAAACAGCAACACAAAAGCUGAUAUGGAAAUGCAGAAUCAGACCCUGGCUAAAGUAGUCACAGAAAACCUGCAAGAGGAAGAGGAGGACACCAUGACAAGGACUACAUGUCAGAGUCAUGUGAUAGAGUCUUGCUGCCAGAUGAGGACGCUGGACAGCGGGAUUGGAACCUUCCCCCUCCCUGACUCAGGGAACCGUUCUACAGGGCGACAUGUUUCUAGACAAGAAUCAGCCUUGGAAACAGAAGACCUUGCACCAUCUGAGCAAGUUCUGCUUUCACCUCCUUCAGUAAAAGCCAAAACUCUUGAGCGAGAAGUGCCUUCAACAGCUAAGAGCCAGGAGUCUGUAGAAAGCAUAAUUAGUCACUCAACAUCGGAUCCGGCCAUGACUGCCAAAGGUAUACGACCUUUUCAAAGUCGCCUUCCAAAACCAGCUUCCUCAGGAAUAAUUAACCUUGCAAAGCAGAGUGAACAAGAACCAAGUUCUGUGACCUCUGCCUCAUUAGAGCAUACUGAAGAAACUGUGGAAAAUAGAAAAGUUCUUCCAGAGUGGACCACCAAGAAAACUACUAAAACAAAGGACAGAGCUCUGAGAGUGUGUACUUACUCUGCAAGCAGCAGUGACACUGAGCUGGAGCCAGAGUAUGAAACAAAUUAUUUUAGAACUGCAGAGGAGACUUUUGUAGAGUUAACAAAGAACAACAAACAAGCUGUGCAGGAAAAACAAAAUCAGAGAAAGUCAUUUCUGGGGAACCCAAUGUCAAUCUUGGAUUUAUACCAGCACAGUCUCUGUGGCCAUUUUGGAGAGGAUGGACCUGAACAAUUAACACAUUACAGUUUAAUUGAGCAGCUGAGCGGAGCUUCCAGUAAAGACAGCAAGGGCAAGGAGAGUCCAACUUGAUAAAACCACCAGCUAAUUAUGCAGAAAAUUACUACUAAUACAGGAAAGAUUUGACUGGAACCCACGACUUGGAGGUUAGCUGCUCUACACUAUUACCAAAUCUCACCCAGUUCUCAUGGAUACCAAACACAUCUGGUCUGCUGUCAGAUGUUCCUAUCUGCAGGAAAAGCUGCUGAUUCACAUUAGUGUGACUCUCAAAUGCAUUAAUGAACUAAUUACUUUAAGAUGCACAAUGCUAACAUCUUCGAGCUAACCCUUGUUCUUUGUUAUAACUGUGAUUCUGCUGAAGUCAGUAACAGAUGUAUAUGAACAAAACUAAAGACACUACUUAACCACAUACACAAUUUAUCAAACAAAUUCUAAUAAUGGUUGCUUUGGUUUUGCCUUUUGAUUCAUCUAGCAGCUAUUGUGACUGCCAUGAAAAAUAAGAAACUUAAUUAAGUAUGAAUCUAAAUUAAUACACUGUUACUUUUUUCCAAAUUGUAUCUAUAGUAACUAGGAAAAAAAUCCUUAAAGAACUUGGGGUAACAUUUGUUCUGACAUGCCAAGUUUAAAGAAGUUAUCGGUGACUUUUCAGCUCCAGGAGUACACAUAAUUUUGUUACUGUGGGAGAAAAUUAUUUGUGAUUAUGCAUAUUCUUACAUUAAUAUUUCUGCUUAAAGCUUUUUGUAUUUUUGCUCAUGGAGCUUAGGCUGUGAAUGUUUUCUUUUAUGUGUCAAGGACUAUAAUAUUGUAUUUUAACCCUCAAACUACAAAUAUAUUUUUAUUCCAUAUACAAUUUAACAGAAAAAUGUAACAGAUUUAAGUGUAGCUGUACUAAUAAAACCAUGAGAUAAGAUCAUACUGUACAUAUUGCACAACUGAUAUCAGAGUAUACUUCUAGAAUAUUAAUUCCCUACCAAAAGUCCUGUCCAGGUGACCCUACUUUCUUACCUGAUUACAAAAUUAGCAACAGGUGGCCUGAAACUGGUGUAGCCAAGCAGAUUACACCUACAUCAAAUGAAAACCCGCGAAAUAUUACUUUCCGUGUCACAUAAGCAUUGCCUUUACUUACUUGCAUACUAUUACAGUAAUGUGUUAGAGAAAGGAAAAGAUUAUUUUUCUUUUUUUACAAAAAGAUGCCUUAACUGGGCAUUAAGACAUCUAAAAAGGACAAAUUAUAUCCAAAAAUACCCAUAACUUAUUUCUGAAUUCUGUCUCUAUUGCAGUACUAAAUUUUGCUAGAACAACUUCUAGAAUUAGUUCUUCCUUUAAAUCUUGAUGUAUUGUAGAUGUACUGUUCAUGACUCUCUGUCUUUUGCCAAUGGGUUUCACCGAUGGGCUUCAGUUCAAUUUAAUUUGAUUCAAUGAUUUUGCUUAAAAUUUGUAGAGAAUAGGUUUUGUUCCCUGCAUUUUCUCUAAUACGUUUUAUAAACUGUUAGCCUUAUAUUAAAUGUGAAACUAGGGUGUGAUUAAAGUAGGGUUGUAGUCUAGGUUGUGCUUGUAAGGUAUAAUAAAUUAUUCAUGUUACAUAUACACAGAAUAUACCACUGUAUUCACUCUAGUCUGUCCUGUGGUUUAAAUCUAUGUCUCAGCCAGCCAGAGAUGCUGCUCUUACUUUGAUACUUCAUCUGGACUGCUCUGUGUAGCAAAUACUGUAGGUGUCUCUGCUCCUCCUGCCCAGGAGUUUAAAUUGGGCCCAUUUGAAUCGGUAAAAGUUUUAUCAUAGACCUUACUAACAGCAGUAUUGUCUUAGUGUUGUCUUCUUGCAGACCCAAGUUUGUGCUAAGUAGCCACAUUCAGUUUAUCUAAAAAAGAGCUGUGAAGUAGGAAAAAUAUCCAAAAGAAGAAAAAUCAUUUAGUUUGUCAUACAGUAUUGUGGGUUUAGUACUCUGAAGAGUGAAAAGUGCUAAUAUUUAUGUUAUUGAUGCUAUGCUUAAGAAUUUUUUCAUCUGGCCUACAGAGAAAUGAAACUGUUUCAGUAAUAGUAUGUAAUGUUUUAAGUGAGGGCAAAGGGGAGAACAUUUUAAGCUGAGAUUGUAGAGAAUUUCUAUUGAAGGAUCCUAAAUUUGGGUUCAUUCCCAUUACCAAGGGUUAUUUUCGUCUAUUUCAGAAAACAUUGUAAUUACAGGUAUUGAAGACCUUGGUUUUAACUGUCAUUUAAAAUCAGAAUCUAACAUAACAUUCCCUAAAACCUUUUAGACUGAAGAUUAAUUAAUGAACCAAACACAAAUUUUUCACUUACUGAGACUUUAGCAUCUCCUGUUGCUUUGCUUAAGUUUAUUUGAAAUAUUUGAUAAAAAUACUAACCUAAUCCAGGUAUUGUUAGCUUAUGAAAUGUGACAAGAUCGCAACAUUAAACAGUCACCAAACUGGCAUUUCAAUUUUUACCUAACUAGCCAAAAAUCAAGCAACCAACUAUGUAACUAUUUGUUAUCUUCUUGCCCAGGAUUUCCCAGGAUAAGCAUCACAGCGUGCACAACAUUUGACCUACUCAAAACUUCAAGUCUUCAAAAAAUUCUAAUGCCCCUUUAGAACUGCAUAUGUAAAGACACACAACAUCCAUACACCUGGCCAUGCUGCCUUUUCAGUGUGCUUUAAAAUACCAUUUCAUUUUGUAUCGAAACCAAGAUAUUAAUGUGUUGGAUCGACAGUCAUUUACUGAUUCAGUCUUUGCUAUCUGAUGGUAAUAACAAAAAUGGGGAAUGGCUUGCACUCUUGACAGCGUAUCUCAGGAUUCUUGAAUCUUAUCUCUCCGAGAGGUUGUUGAAUGUUGAAUGUAAAGUGUUGAAUGUUAUCUCAUAUUUCUGUGAUAAUAUUACCUGUAAGAGAAGUUCGUUAUGCAUAUUUCAAAACACCCUGUAUAUGAACAGCAGGUGAUUUUUAUUGAACUGCUCCCUACAUGUUCCCUAACUAUUCCUUGGUCAGAUCUCUGAUUAUAAAUACCAGUAGCUAACAAAGGGACCAAAUUACUCUUGUAUAAUCCUACUGUGCAUUUUUAAUAUAAUGUGCUAAUACAUCGUCCGGUGUUCCUGCAGAAUUACAACACUUCUCCGAGUAGGCCUGGCCAGUAUCUGAUUGAUUCUGGUCCGUGGGGAUUGGCCCAGUUCAGUAUAAUUUCCUGUCUCGCUGCUUUCUUGUCUGUCAGAGAGGGUUUGGGUCCCUGGAAAUCAAUGGGCUUACACAUGCAAAAUGGGAGGUUAUUCUCUGGCAAGUUUCAUUUGUGUCUGUAAUUUACAGAAAAUGCUGUUUUCUCCUCUGAACAUGUCUAUGCAGCUUUUGUUUCAGCAGACUCCAGACUCAAACAAAUACCUGUUUACAUACCCAGCAAAGUAUUCAUAAAGGAGCUGUAAAUUACUGUGAAGGUGCUGGAGAUGCUUAACACAUGCAUACCCAGGAUCUGCUACUUAAGACAUUAAUAGCACUUCAGUGUUUUGUAAAUGGAGUCCUAUUUGUCUCAGCAGAAUCAUUAAAGUUAUGAUUUAUCCUAAAAUGGACAUUAAUGUUCUAUUUAAUUGUAACAGAUAUUUAAGCAUCUAACAAUCUAUCUCCUUUAACCCUGUGAACUUUGGAAAGACAGCAAUUAAUGGUGUACAGUAGGAUAACUUUAUUUUUAUAAGAAAUAUGUUUCUAAUAUUUCCCU
Falco peregrinus (peregrine falcon) is the source of this 9907-nucleotide messenger RNA. RefSeq names its product NCK associated protein 5 (gene NCKAP5). Gene Ontology annotation, biological process: microtubule bundle formation; microtubule depolymerization. The transcript is spliced from 18 exons. NCBI's taxonomy places the organism in Eukaryota, Metazoa, Chordata, Aves, Falconiformes, Falconidae. Gene Ontology annotation, cellular component: microtubule plus-end. The record is from RefSeq and is a predicted model, not a curated record. The coding region runs from base 16 to 6285 and encodes 2089 amino acids.